Anguilla rostrata (American eel) is the source of this 2195-nucleotide messenger RNA. RefSeq names its product cell division cycle 7 homolog (S. cerevisiae) (gene cdc7). Gene Ontology annotation, molecular function: ATP binding; protein serine/threonine kinase activity. The record is from RefSeq and is a predicted model, not a curated record. Bases 107 to 1801 code for a protein of 564 amino acids. Lineage: Eukaryota; Metazoa; Chordata; Actinopteri; Anguilliformes; Anguillidae. Gene Ontology annotation, cellular component: nucleus. Gene Ontology annotation, biological process: protein phosphorylation; mitotic DNA damage checkpoint signaling. The transcript has 12 exons.
UGGCUUGUUUAUUACGUUUCAUUGUGGCGCGUGUGUGAAUUAUACAUAUUCAUGUUAGUUAGCUUGCUGAAAUAAAGAAACAUUUAUUCUGAGAUUCACAGCUUAAAUGGAAGUCCCACCUGUUGAUAAAACUUCAAAAGAUAUCCGUGGAUUGGAUGUUCAGUCCAAAGUUGACAGAAGCAAUGGGAGAUGUGAAAUUCGAAGUGACGUGAAGACGGAUAUAGAGUACCUGUGUGAAGCAGUACCCGAGCUUUCAAAAUUUUUUCACAUUGUUGACAAAAUUGGUGAAGGAACGUUUAGCACUGUGUACCUGGCGGAAGCCCAGAUGACGAGUGGGGCCAAAGAGAAGUUUGCUCUGAAACACCUCAUCCCUACCAGCCACCCAGUGCGUAUAGCAGCUGAACUCCAAUGUUUAACAAUGGCAGGGGGGAAAGAAAAUGUCAUGGGUGUAACUUACUGCUUCCGAAAAGAUGACCAUGUGGUUUUUGUUAUGCCUUACUUGGAGCACCAAGCCUUUGUGGACGUUUUAGGCUCCAUGAGUUUUGAAGAAGUGCGACGGUAUAUGUUUCACUUGCUCAAGGCCCUCGCUCACGUCCACCGGUUUGGCAUCAUCCACCGUGACAUCAAGCCAAGUAACUUCCUGUACAACCGACGGCUGAAGAAGUACGCCCUGGUGGACUUCGGCCUGGCGCAGGGCGCCCCCGACACGCAGAUCGAGCUGCUCAAGGUGCUGAAGAAGAAGCCCCCCCAGCAGGAGGGCUGCAGCGCUGGCAAGCCUGCCGCGCCCGGGGGCAAUAAGGCACCGCACCGCACGGCCCCUCCCACAGACCCCACGGGGCCGCACUCCUCCACAAAGCCACCCGCUAAGAGAGCCCUGUCACUCGCACGGACCAAACCCCACAAGGAAUCGAUGGCAGUCAAUCCAGCGCAGAGGUCGGUGUUCGGAGAAAGAAACCUGAACAGCCUCAAUCCUAGUGAGGGUGCCGUUGUCAAGGUAACGCUGGUGAAACCCACCAGGGUGGAGGACGUGGCGGCGAGGAGGAUGGUCCUGCCGAGGCGCCGGCCCACGCCAGCGGGGGCACCAGCGAGCAGCAGCAGCAAGCCCAAAGCCAGCAGCCUGGGCCACGGCCUGACCUGCAGCUGCUACACGACAGACCGCGUCUGCAACGUCUGUCUCUCCAGGAAGCAGCAGGUUGCCCCCAGGGCCGGGACCCCCGGAUUCAGAGCGCCCGAGGUCCUCAUGAAAUGCCCCAGCCAGGGAACAGAGAUUGACAUGUGGUCUGCAGGAGUCAUUCUGCUGUCCCUUCUGAGCGGCAGAUACCCCUUUUUCAAAGCCAGCGACGAUUUAGUCGCCCUCGCGCAGAUCAUGACCAUCCGAGGAUCCAGAGAAACCAUACAGGCUGCUAAGAAGUUUGGGAAGGCGGUGCUGUGUAGCCGCGACCUUCCGGCCCAGGACCUGAGGACCCUGUGCGAGACGCUGAGGGGCACGAGGCCCUGCAAGGGAGGGGCGGUCCCAGACAAGCCCCCGGAGCCCCUCAACGUCGCCCCCGACAGUAAGGAGGACCCCGGGCUCUCCGGAAGCCCGCCCAAACAGCAGCGCCUGCAGGACGACGCGAGGCGGUCCCUUGCGAGCAGAACUGACCCUGCAGCCGCCGUCGAGGAGGACCCGGCGGACCGGAAAGGGUGGGACAGGGUGCCGGACGAAGCGUACGACCUCCUGGACAAGCUGCUGGAUCUGAAUCCCGCCACCAGGAUAACGGCCGCCAAGGCACUGCAGCACCCGCUCUUCAAAGACCUGUGAGCUCCAUAAGGGGGAAGGACAGACCGGCUGUGGUUCGCUUCAGGAUGGAGAAAGGCAUUUCACGUGAUGUUGUGUUAUUUUUAAUAAUUAUUAAUUUAUUUUUUUAACCUUAGCCCUGCUCUUGCUCCUCUCCAGUCCUGUAGUGUGUAGUGAGCGGUGCUUCACUAGCUACCUCACUAGCCAAGCUAAAAUAAUAACCUAGCCGGCUCCCUAUCGUUAGCAUCCUCCGUGAGGCUUGUGGCUGGACCGGAACCACAGACUUCCACUCUUUGUUCUACUGCCGUUUGGACUGUUUUAAAUUUUUUUGAUUCUUUUGAUUUAUGCAACUGAAUUUUAUCUGUGUAUGUCUCUGAAUUGUUUUAUUGGUCUUAUUAAAUUUCAUUUUUUUAAAGAA